Messenger RNA from Morchella sextelata, 210 nucleotides. RefSeq lists its product as uncharacterized. The transcript has a single exon. The annotation marks the transcript as partial. Gene Ontology annotation, molecular function: catalytic activity. NCBI's taxonomy places the organism in Eukaryota, Fungi, Ascomycota, Pezizomycetes, Pezizales, Morchellaceae. The record is from RefSeq and is a predicted model, not a curated record.
UAUCGAUUACGGUAGAAAUCCAGAACAAGAAAACCCAAAUCCUAAACAUAUACUCCCCAGGCCGAAGUGGCCCCUUCGCUCAAAUAGCAAGUACAAUCCAAACCCUUGAUAAUUGCCUAGUAAUGGGAGACUUCAACUGCCACCAUCAAAUGUGGUACGGAGUAAAUUCACAUGAAUACAGAAACAAUAUUCGAGCAGACCGCGUCAAUG